AUGACGAAGAUGGACAACAUUUUUGCGCCACUCGCAUUUUCCGACCGUCCGCGUGACAGCCUGCGCAGGGGCUAUGUGGACCUCGAGGUCUGGGGUCGGCAGAGCACCGCAUCCACAGGCAACGUCGUGGAUGAGCACGGCGUCAGCGCACUGAUGAUGGCGGCCUUCAUGGGCAGCAACGAUGCUUGCGAGGUUCUCCUCAAGAAGGGCGCCGAGGUGAAUCACGCGGAGCGCCACAGCAAGAGGACGGCCUUGAUGAUGGCAGCGCAGGGGGGACACCUGGACGUCGUGAAGACGCUUCUGACCUCGAAGGCCGAUACAACUCAGGUUGACAUUGAGAUGCAGACGGCGCUCCAUUGGGCGGCUGUGGGUGGAAGAACCGAAGUGGCGCGGCUGCUGGCAGCCCUCGGACAGAAGGACGCCAAGAACGAGCAGGGCGAGACGCCGGCGAUGGUGGCAGAGAAGAUGAAGCACAGGGACACAGCAGCCUCUCUCAUGUAG
This is a messenger RNA of Symbiodinium natans, 501 nucleotides long. NCBI's taxonomy places the organism in Eukaryota, Dinophyceae, Suessiales, Symbiodiniaceae. The record is from the annotation of a GenBank genome assembly.